This is a messenger RNA of Asparagus officinalis (garden asparagus), 626 nucleotides long. RefSeq lists its product as uncharacterized. Gene Ontology annotation, cellular component: t-UTP complex; small-subunit processome; 90S preribosome. Gene Ontology annotation, biological process: maturation of SSU-rRNA from tricistronic rRNA transcript (SSU-rRNA, 5.8S rRNA, LSU-rRNA); positive regulation of transcription by RNA polymerase I. The transcript has 2 exons. Gene Ontology annotation, molecular function: snoRNA binding. The coding region runs from base 36 to 626 and encodes 196 amino acids. NCBI's taxonomy places the organism in Eukaryota, Viridiplantae, Streptophyta, Magnoliopsida, Asparagales, Asparagaceae. The record is from RefSeq and is a predicted model, not a curated record.
UGACCAAUGCAGUAUAGCUCUCCUGCCAUCCAAGUAUGAUAGCUUACUGUAACCCAUACUCCUGUUACCAUAUUCUAGAUGAUCCUAUUCUGCAACCUCCAUUUUUUGCACAAACCUCCUUCGAAUUGUAUUGCUACCAUGUAAAACUAUUUGUUCUGUAUGCAUUACCCUGCAAUUUUGAGGAUUGCACGCGACAUCUUACUGAAGAUCAAGACAUAGGUUUGAUACCUUUGACCCAAAAGAAAAAGAAGGCCAAACAUGGGAAUGCAUCUGCUGUUGCAAAGCCCAAAGAUGUUUUAUCCCAUAAGCAGUGGCAUUUGCGGGCUCUUGUUUUGAAGUCUUUAUAUCAGUGCUUCCUCUAUGACACGACAGAUCUGAAGUUUCUUGAUGCCUCAAAUUUUGAGGUCCUCCUGAAGCCUAUUGUUUCUCAGAUUGUGGUAGAUCCUCCAUCCUCUGCUGAUGUUUUAUUGGAUAUGCCUACUGUAGAUGAAGUUGAUGAAACACUGGUUUUGUGCCUUGGUCAAAUGGCUGUUACAGCACAUUCUGAUGUCUUAUGGAAGCCUUUGAACCAUGAGGUCAGUAUAGCACCUCGUUCACAUAAAUUUGUCAUUGGAGUUAUUGGUUAG